This is a messenger RNA of Prorocentrum cordatum, 831 nucleotides long. The record is from the annotation of a GenBank genome assembly. Lineage: Eukaryota; Dinophyceae; Prorocentrales; Prorocentraceae.
CUCAUCCGUCUUCCACUCACCUCCUUCCUUGUUCCUUCUUGCCAGUGAUUAUCUCUUGCCUCUUUGACCCCCUCCUUCUGUUGCCUCUGCCCCCAAAUGCCCCUGUUCCUCGCCGUCACUUGAAGCAUACAUACGCACUGUUGGCUUCGCGAUGACGGGUUCUGUUAGAGCAUCGCCUGGACAUUACCCGUUGCUGUGUGACCUGUUGAUUGGGCUCGGCUCAGCAGAGUGGCUCGUGAGUUGACAUCAUGCCCGCAGAAGGGGGGUUCAACCCGUGAAGCCUCGGUACACAGCUCUGUGUGGCUUGCCAGCCACCAUAUGGCAUGCUUCUGUCGGGCGGCCUCGCUGCUCGAUGCCUACCCCGUCCUCUCCGUGGUUGGCGCGAGGCGCUCCUGGCCCGCCGCCUGCGUGGGCACCGACCCAGGUGCACGUGGCCCCGCCGCAGCCGCCCCACCUGCCGUGGGCCGUGCACACGCCGCCGUUGCACUACGGCCCGCCGCCGGGGCACUAUCCAGCGGCGGCGUCCUGUGUUGCGGCGUCAGCGCCAGGCUGGGCGCCGCCCGCCUGGCGCCCGCCCCAUCCCGGGGGCGCGCAUCCGUUGUGGGCGACGGGCCCGUCGCCCCCGCCGCCGGGCUUCUUCGCGCACCCGGUCCACGCGCCGCCCCUGCACGGCCUUGGGCCACCUCCGGCUCCGCCGGGCGCUUGGGGAGGCCCUCCGCCGCCGGGCCUCGUCGUGGCCGCCUGCACGGACGCCGCCGCAGGGGCGCCGCCGCCGGCGCCGGCCGCUCAGCUGGAGCUGGCGGACCACGCGCACGACAGCGCCGACGAGGC